Messenger RNA from Arachis duranensis, 501 nucleotides. RefSeq lists its product as uncharacterized. NCBI's taxonomy places the organism in Eukaryota, Viridiplantae, Streptophyta, Magnoliopsida, Fabales, Fabaceae. The record is from RefSeq and is a predicted model, not a curated record.
AGUUUCACAAAUUGCGGCCCAAAUAAGAAAUAGCUCAGCCCAAGAGCUAGCUGCUGCAAAUUGCGAUGGAAGUUAAUUUGGGACAGGACGGUAGCUGAGCGCUUGAGCCUGAGAUCAGAGAUGGUAGGGGAAGUGGAGAAGAUGAUCGCAGUGGGUUUGGUAUGGGGCGCCACAAAUGCUAUCAUGCGCCGGGGUGCCGUUCUAUGGGACCAAGCUGUGAAAUCCACAUCAAGGGCAGAUCCCAACGCCAAGCUGUACCAGAGAGCACUGUUGUCCCUCCGCAACUGGUUCAAGCUCCUAUGGAUCUGGCAGUACUCCAUCCCUUUCCUCGUCAACCUCUCCGCCUCCCUCACUUUCUUCGCCAUCCUCUCACACGCCCCACUCUCCCUCGCCGUCCCUGUCACCAACGCCACCACCUUCGCCGCCACCGCCGUCUUCGGCAUCCUCCUCGGCGAACGCACCCACCUUCUUCGCGCAUCCCUCGGUACCGCUUUUAUCGUU